Molecule: messenger RNA, 3727 nt
Organism: Pteronotus mesoamericanus
Lineage: Eukaryota; Metazoa; Chordata; Mammalia; Chiroptera; Mormoopidae
Gene: COLEC10
Product: collectin subfamily member 10
Exons: 6
Coding region: 107-940 (277 amino acids)
Source: RefSeq, a predicted model, not a curated record
UGUGCUCCAGAGACUUGACUUUCUUCCCCAGAGCAGAAGAUUUGACUUCAAGGAAAGCUGUUUAUUUGGCACUUCUGGGCAACCCUUGUUGUGAAGAACUGCAGCGAUGGGUCCCUUUGGAGUCUCACUUCAAAGACACGAGUUCAUCCUCCUGGUGCUCUUCCUCCUGCAGAUUCAGAGUCUGGGACUGGACACUGAUAGUCACCCUGCCACUGAAGUCUGUGCCACACACACAAUUUCGCCAGGACCCAAAGGAGAUGACGGUGAAAAAGGAGAUCCUGGAGAGGAGGGAAAGCUUGGCAAAGUAGGGCGCAUGGGGCCGAAAGGGACUAAGGGAGAUCUGGGUGAUAUGGGAGACCAGGGCAAUAUUGGCAAGACCGGGCCCAUCGGCAAGAAGGGUGACAAAGGGGAAAAGGGUCUGCCUGGGGCUCCUGGAGGAAAAGGCAAAGCAGGUACUGUCUGUGAUUGUGGAAGAUACCGGAAGGUUGUUGGACAACUGGACAUUAGCGUGGCUCGCCUCAAAACAUCUCUGAAGUUCGUCAAGAACGUCAUAGCAGGGAUUAGGGAAACGGACGAGAAAUUCUACUACAUUGUGCAAGAGGAGAAGAGCUACAGGGAAUCCCUGACCCACUGCAGGAUCCGGGGCGGCAUGCUAGCUAUGCCCAAGGACGAAGCUGCCAACACACUCAUCGCCGACUAUGUCGCCAAGAGUGGCUUCUUCCGGGUCUUCAUUGGGGUGAAUGACCUUGAGAGGGAGGGGGAGUAUGUGUUCACGGACAACACUCCACUGCAGAACUACAGCAACUGGAAGGAAGGGGAGCCCAGCGACCCCUAUGGUCAAGAGGACUGUGUGGAAAUGCUGAGCUCUGGCAGAUGGAAUGACACAGAGUGCCAUCUUACCAUGUACUUUGUCUGUGAGUUUGACAAGAAGAAAAAGUAACUUCCUUGUGCUACACAUUGGUUAUUCCUUGUGACUGGUUACCAUUGCUGUUCUUUUUAUCCAUCCUUUUCUUCCUCAUUACACUAAAUUUGUUCUGACUCAUGACAGCUGGGGAAUGCUAAAUUGAGGUUUUGGAAUCUCCAUUGCUGUGUUCUUCAGUGACAAUAUUAAACAUUUUUAUACAUGGUAUACUAUUGAGCCAACAGCUCUCCACCUUACAUGGGUCUCGACAGAGAGUUUGACUUAUUAGCUGUGCAGGAAGUGGUUGCUUACACCCCAAAUAAAAUGUUCUUUUGUCAUUUGCUCUGCCCCUUCUCCCUAGAGUCCUAAGCCACUCUCUACCUCGCCCAAUGGGUAAUUGGACAGUUGGUUGGCAAAGAUUAGGAUAAUCUUCCCUUGCCCCAAGUCAGACAGGAGGGUCUUCUGUUUUCUAGAAACCCCAAGGUGUUAUCUGUCUUUGAGUCCGAGACCCCUAGUUCUUUGAUCGGUCAUCCGUCCGAGCCAUACUCACACUUGCAAGGUCCUCUCAUUCACACAAAUAUAGAAACACUUCAACCCCAACCUCUAUACUAGAAACUUCGGGCCCAGUGACCUGUUCCAGACCAUAUGGAAUCACAUAGACCCCUUUUGUGCUUCUGAUCUAUAAUCUCCACUGAAAAAUAUCAAGCAUUUGUCUUGGUUCCCUUUCUGUGGGCCCACGACUUAAUCUCAGAGCCCUAGAUAAUUAACUCUCUGAUUCGAGGAAAAGGGAACUUUUCCCAAACAAUAUUAUUCAUAAUCCUCCUGCUAAAUUGCCCCCCUGCUAUUAAUAUGGCUCCAUUUUUCCCUGUCUUAGGUUGAAUUAUAUCACCUUUCUUCCCUUAGGCAUGGGAAAUGAUGGCUAGGGUUUCUGAAGCCUUGAGAAGACUCUAGAAGCUUCCAGGUGCUACCAACAUUGUCUUUAAGUUCCCCUCUCUCUACCUCUAAUACAUGGUGACCUUUUGUGGGAGGACUUUUACUUUUCACAACUGUGUGUUAUAAAAACCUCACAGCAAAGAUUCCCUUUCUAGUACUCUGACAUCACAGGAAUGUGUCAGGCAUGCAGUUUGGAACAUGUCUAGGACUCACAUUUACUGAGCUGGUGUAAUUCUACUUCGAACAACAGAUCAAACCUCUAAGGAGCUUUCAUUUGGAAUCUAAAAAUAAACAGUUCAACAAAACUCUAGAUUAUUCCUUUUUAAAUUGCAGCUCCAGUUAUAGUUUGUGGCAUAUGAUUAGACUGUUUAAAAUGCUGGCAAAAUGGUUAAUGAACUUAGAGAAACAGAUCAACAACAUAUGUUCACCUUAAACCAUCUGUUCAUGAUUUCACCCAUGACUAACCGGUUAUGAGAUAGGAUUUAAUUAGGUUAUUUCUGUGGGUUUAACGAGGGUCACAAACUCAAGUACUACAAGGGCCAUAUAGAUGACAUAAAUAAAUAAAGUGGAACAGGUGGGGGUCCCAGUAUACUGAAAACAGCUUGCCCAUCUAAAGGAACCAGCUGCUCCUCAGUGGCUGCUGUUUUUGCCAUGGAGGACCCAAUGUCACUACAUGUUCUGAUAUUUCAAGAGAUAUCAAAGAGCUGGAACUUUAGAAGAUAUCCUUAUAUUUUGAAAAGUUGGUAUCUAAUCAAUUUUUAACACAAAUUUAAAUCAUGACCUUUCUAUUUCUCACUUCUUGGGGAAAGUUCUAAAGGUUUAACCGUAUUGAAUGUCAUCAGGAUGCUGUGACACCAAAGUCAAGAUCUUUGCCAUUUCUCCCAUUAAUAACCACAUUCAGUUCAGCUCAAUCACAGGAAUGUCUUCAAUGUUUGCCACUCAUCAGGUUAAUAAACUAGUUACUUAUUCAGCCUUUUGAGACUGUGGCAUAUGAAUGUUGAAGCCAGGGCGGUUUAAUAAAAAUUACAAAGAGAACACCAUAUCAACACUUUUAUCUUUGGGUAGAAUGCCAGCCAAGAACAUGAGGAACAAGAAUCUAGAAACACUUGGAGGAAAAGGGAAAAGAAGAGAGGAGAGAAGGAGUAGACAAUAAACCUUAUCUAGGAUCUCCACUGGAAGCCACAUUCUGAUUUGUUUGGAGACCCCGCAAUAUGACUGUUUGUUGUUUGUAUUAUAAGUGCUAUUAUCAUUUUUACUAUAAUUAUUAUAAUAAUAACAACGCUUUUAUCCAUGGCUCUUCUUUGCUGCCAAUGCUUCCAAGAGAAGACAACAGAGCUUCAAAGAAUAGGAUUCAUCCUUCCACCUUGCCUGGAAGAAGUGUUGAAAGCAGCACACACUUAAUGAGAUUUAUUAUGAAACCUGCAUUGUGCUUUACAAAAUAAACACCUUCAUAGAUCAUAUUUCCUGUGAUUUUGAUAAACUUUGGGGAGUAUGAAGGGCAGACAUUUUUACUGCCAUUUUUCCCAAUGAAGAUAAUUAAGGCCCAAGGAAGCUAUGCAAUUUACCAAAAUUAAGUCAUUUGAGAGAAAAGCAGGACUCCAGCCUGCUGACUGAGACUGCCAAGCCAGUGUUUUGUCCAGUUUCUGUUUAUUGUUCUUAUACUGAAUGGAAGUUCAUCCACAGUUCCCUCAUGAUAGCAGAGGCUCAAAUAUUGUCUCCUGAUUACCUUCCACAGUUAAAGAUGAGGGUAUGUGUUAACAGAGAAGUUGGGGACUCGGAAACUAGCCUUACAAAUAUGGUGUUCACUGGUUUACUUUUUUAUUCACAAAUGUCUAUACAUGGCAUUGGUGUUGGGAAACUGACUUAGUACAGCCUCACUACAAUUUCACAGAU